GCAUUUUUGGGUCGUAAUCUAUUCAAAGUUUCUGUCUUUAUUUCAAGAUAAGUAAAGCUUGCUCUCUUUCUCUCUCUUACACAUACCCCUAUAAAUUGCAAAAGACAGCAAUCAAUUGGUCAAGCAGUUGAAUGCCCAUCUACCCCAAAACAAAUUCAUCACAAAUUUAGUAUACUCCAGCUGUUAAAAAAUCUUGAUUUUUUUUUGAGCUAAAAAUAUUUGUAAGAAAAACCCCAAAUUCUUUUUAAAAGCUUGAUUCUUUUCAUUUGAUUUACACUAAAAAAUGGAGUUCUAAGCUGAAUUUUUGCACUUUCUGUAGAAAUUUCUUACAAAGGAAAAAUGGGGUUUAGUUUAAUUUCAAUACAUUGCUUGGUUUUGGCAUUGUUUCUGCAAUUAACAGUUGGAUAUGGUAGUAAUGUUUCAUAUGAUAGUCGUUCUUUCAUAAUUGAUGGACAAAGGAAGCUUCUUAUUUCUACUGCUAUUCACUACCCUCGUAGUGUCCCUGCUAUGUGGCCGGGUUUAAUUCAGCUGGCAAAGGAAGGUGGUGCCAAUGUCAUUGAAUCAUAUGUAUUUUGGAACGGCCACGAAUUGUCUCCUGACAAUUACUAUUUUGAGGGGCGGUAUGAUCUAGUUAAGUUUGUGAAGACGGUGCAGCAGGCUGGGAUGUAUAUGAUGCUUCGUAUUGGACCCUUUGUUGCAGCAGAGUGGAAUUUUGGAGGGGUUCCUGUUUGGCUGCACUAUGUACCUGGAACUGUAUUUAGGACUGACAAUGAGCAAUGGAAGUAUUACAUGAAGAAGUUCACGACAUACAUAGUGGACCUGAUGAAGAAGGAGAAGCUUUUUGCAUCACAAGGAGGUCCGAUCAUCAUGGCUCAGGUAGAAAAUGAAUAUGGUUAUUAUGAACAGUCAUAUGGAGAUGGUGGGAAGAAAUAUGCCUUGUGGGCUGCCAAUAUGGCCCUUUCUCAGAACAUAGGUGUGCCUUGGAUAAUGUGCCAGCAGUGGGAUACACCUGAUCCUGUGAUAAAUACUUGUAAUGGAUUCUACUGUGAUGACUUUACUCCAAGUUCUUCCAAAAGUCCAAAGAUUUGGACUGAGAACUGGCCUGGAUGGUUCAAAACAUUUGGCGACGUGGAUCCUCACAGGCCUGUCGAAGAUGUUGCUUAUGCUGUUGCUCGUUUUUUUCAGAAGGGUGGCAGUGUACACAACUAUUACAUGUAUCAUGGCGGAACAAAUUUUGGUCGAACUGCUGGUGGACCAUUUAUUACAACAAGUUAUGAUUAUGAUGCACCAAUUGAUGAAUAUGGUUUACCAAGGCUUCCUAAGUGGGGACAUCUCAAGGAACUUCAUGGAGCAUUAAAGUUGUGUGAGAAUGCACUGAUUACUGGAGAGAGGACUAAUGUUUCUCUUGGUCCUCAACAAGAGGCCAAUGUAUUUACAGACUCAUCUGGAGUUUGUGCAGCCUUCCUUGCCAAUAUGGACAACAAAACUGAUACAGUUGUGAAAUUCAGAAACAAGACUUACCAUCUGCCUGCAUGGUCAGUUAGCAUCUUGCCUGACUGCAAAAAUGUAGUGUAUAACACUGCCAAGGUUGGAUCCCAAGCUUCUGUGGUUGAUAUGGUGCCUGAGAAUCUCAGGCCAUCAGUGGUGCCACCUAGCAAAGACUUGAAAUCUCUUCAAUGGAAAGUGUUUGUUGAAAAACCUGGAAUAUGGGCAACACCUGAAUUCAAUAUGACAGGUUUUGUCGAUCAUAUAAAUACAACAAAAGAUUCUACUGACUACCUCUGGAUCACAACAAGCCUGUAUGUUGACAGUGAUGAGAAGUUCUUGAAAGACAGAAGCAGUCCAGUACUAUCUGUAAAAUCAAAGGGCCAUGCUCUUCAUGUUUUUGUGAAUCAAAAACUUCAAGGUAGUGGAUUUGGGAAUGGAUCGGUCUUUUCCUUUGAAUCUGAGAUUCCCAUAUCUCUAAAGGCUGGAAAGAAUGAAAUUGCUCUUCUUAGCAUGACUGUCGGCUUGCAAACUGCAGGGCCUCAGUACGAAUGGAUAGGAGCAGGCCUAACAAGUGUUGAAAUUAAAGGUCUUAACAAAGGAGCUGUGAAUCUAACUAAAUUUAAUUGGACCUACAAGAUUGGAUUACUGGGAGAGCAAUUGAAUCUGUAUAAAGGUGAUGAUUUGAAAAGUACAAACUGGGUGUCGACCACUGAACCACCUAAGACAAAACCGCUUACAUGGUACAAGGCUUUGGUGGACCCACCCUCUGGGAAUGAGCCUGUAGGACUGGAUAUGAUACAUAUGGGGAAGGGCUUAGCUUGGUUGAAUGGAGAAGAAAUAGGAAGAUAUUGGCCUCGAAAAAGUCCCAAGCAUCAUGAUUGUGUUGAUCAUUGUGACUACCGUGGAAAAUUUUUACCCAACAAGUGCAGCACGGGAUGUGGAGAACCGACCCAGAGAUGGUAUCAUGUUCCACGGUCCUGGUUUAAGCCAUCAGGCAAUGUAUUGGUUAUCUUUGAAGAAAUCGGCGGAGAUCCAACUCAGAUUAGAUUCUCCAAGAGGAAAGCCACUGGUGUUUGCAGUUCCGUUUCUGAAGAUCAUCCUUCUGUCUCUGUUGAAUCCUGGACCACUGCUGUGAAAGACACCAAUGAUAAAAAGGCAACUGCGCAGCUAAGCUGCCCUAGUAAUACUCGUAUUUCUGCUAUUAAGUUUUCCAGCUUUGGGAACCCUUCGGGAGCUUGUGGGUCGUACAUCCAGGGAGACUGCCAUGAUCCCAAUUCUGCAUCUGUGCUGGAAAAGGUUUGUUUAAAUAGAAGGGACUGCAGCAUUGAGUUGAGCAAAGAUAAUUUCGAUAUAGGUCAUUGUCCGGGAACAAUUAGAAGGCUUGCUGUUGAAGCAGUUUGCAGCUGAUAGGCAGUUAUAGUAAUAAUUGUAUUAGCUACUUCCUAGUUUUAUUCAGUUAGGGAACACCCCCGUUAUGAGUGUUGAGUCAUAUACAUCAUACCAAAAAAAUACGGCUGGUUUUUCAGAGAAUUGGGGAAAAAAAGAGGAAAAGAAACAGCGAGGCAUUUAUUACAUUCAAGAUUAACAUUGUAAUACCAACUAUUGAAAUGCAUACCUUUCAUUCAAUAAAUA
Messenger RNA from Chenopodium quinoa (quinoa), 3120 nucleotides. RefSeq names its product beta-galactosidase 10. Gene Ontology annotation, molecular function: beta-galactosidase activity; carbohydrate binding. The transcript has 19 exons. The record is from RefSeq and is a predicted model, not a curated record. The coding region runs from base 340 to 2895 and encodes 851 amino acids. Gene Ontology annotation, cellular component: vacuole; cell wall. Gene Ontology annotation, biological process: carbohydrate metabolic process. NCBI's taxonomy places the organism in Eukaryota, Viridiplantae, Streptophyta, Magnoliopsida, Caryophyllales, Amaranthaceae.